Molecule: messenger RNA, 2058 nt
Organism: Diprion similis
Lineage: Eukaryota; Metazoa; Arthropoda; Insecta; Hymenoptera; Diprionidae
Gene: parvin
Product: beta-parvin
Exons: 7
Coding region: 22-1818 (598 amino acids)
Biological process (GO): establishment or maintenance of cell polarity; cell projection assembly; actin cytoskeleton organization
Cellular component (GO): cytoplasm; focal adhesion; actin cytoskeleton
Molecular function (GO): actin binding
Source: RefSeq, a predicted model, not a curated record
AUAUACUGCAGCUAUAGAACGAUGGAGGAUGAAUUCCAGCGUCCGAUUGCUCAGAACUUAUUUCGUCAAUCAUCGAUAGAAACCCCGCUGGAACCUUGCAUUCCACCGGAUUUAGAUUCCGGGAAUGAAGACAAGCAAUCAACGUCCGCAAAUAAGGUUUCGCAGGGGUUGACUACCGGGAAAAAUACAACUUCGAGGCCAUCGGCAAUAAACAACUUGCGCAACCGUUAUGAAAAUAUUGGCCUAAUUAAGGUAAAGCCUACAAAUAACGCGGACCCGAAAAGAGCUAUACCUGAGCUCGUUCCAACACCAGAUAAAAGCAAGAAAAAACCGACAGUACCGGCAAAAAACAAUAAAGCACUCGAGGGAAAAUCAAAAGAGAAGAAACCUGCACCAGCUGUAGCACCCAGAAAAGAAUCUCUACAAAAACCAGCAUCAACUGCAGUAGGAGCUAGUAGCGCAUCAUUGAUAGCUGAAUUGAAAAGUCAUUGUGAUAAAUCUAGUCAGGAUGACGAAUUGCAGGCGAAUUCGAAGCAACCGCCUGUGAAUCCGGUAGCAACGGUAAAUUCAGCUACAACGAUAAACCAGGAUGUUUCAGAGUCAGCCCAAGUCGAGACUCAAGCAAGUGUUGCAAAAAAAGGAGACCAAGAAUCACGUACUUCAGGAAAUAAGACUGGUGCAGUUGCGCCUGUUAGCACAAUAAAAGCAUUUCCAGUAAUGGCGUCACCACGGCCAAAAUCUCCUCGACCUGUGCCAGUGUCAGCGAAGAAAGAUGAAAAGGAAGAAAGUUUUUGGGAAAAAAUCGGGACCCUUGGUCGGAAGAAGCGGAUCAAGGAAGUUCAAGAGGUGCAAGAGGAGGGUAAAAAUGCAAUCGAUUCACCUGGGCUAGCUGCCAACCCAGAUAUGCCACCGGAAGAAUAUACUCUCGAUGAAAACGAGGAAAGAUCAAUGACAGAGCCUAGGUCCUUGGAGGAUCCUAAAUUGCAGGAGCUAAUUUACGUGCUUAUCGAAUGGAUUAAUGACGAACUUGCAGACCAGAGAAUCAUCGUCAAGGAUAUAGCAGAGGAUUUGUACGAUGGCCAGGUUUUGCAAAAACUUUUAGAGAGAUUAACCGGUGAAAAACUAGACGUACCGGAAGUAACACAAUCUGAGGAAGGUCAAAAGCAAAAGCUGGCUGUAGUAUUGUCAGCUGCAAAUCGAGUACUGAAUCGUUAUCCGCCUUACAAAUGGAGCGUUGAUUCUGUACAUUCCAAAAAUAUUGUAUCUAUUUUACAUCUUCUGGUCGGAUUGGCGAGGCAAUUCCGUGCACCAGUAAGGCUGCCUGAAAGAGUAGCGAUUCAAGUAGUUGUAGUACGAAAGAAAGAUGGUCAGCUGAUCCACAGGACAGUGCGGGAAGAAAUCACAUCCACCUAUGAAGAUUUGGGAAUGCGGUGCGAACGCGACGCGUUUGACACCCUGUUUGAUCACGCCCCCGAAAAACUUGCAGUCGUUAAAAAGUCGCUGGUCACGUUUGUCAACAAGCAUUUGAGCAAAGUGCACUUGGAAGUAACGGAACUGGACACUCAAUUUCACGACGGAGUAUUCCUCACGUUACUUCUGGGUCUUUUGGAGGGUUUCUUUGUGCCACUGGGCAGUUUUCACCUAACUCCAAAGACGCAUGACCAGAAAGUUCACAAUGUAUCUUUCGCUUUUGAUCUGAUGCAAGAAAUCGGACUUCCUAAGCCCAAAGCUAGACCCGAGGAUAUUGUCAACUUGGAUCUGAAGUCCACCCUUCGUGUUCUGUACAAUCUCUUUACAAAGUAUAAGGGGAUGAAUUAAUGUUUAUUAUUUAUUUGGCAAAUGCUACACUGCUAUCCUUAUCCUGAUCUAGUUUUGCAGCAGCUGGAGUAGAUUAUACAAAUACUUAGUUUGGAUACCGGAGCAGGUAACAUUUUGCUUCUACAAACUCGAAUGUAAAUUAAUAAUGUUAUACAUAAUUUGACUAACCAAAGAAGAUAUUUUUCGCUUAGUUGGAUAUAUCUAUGUAACAAAUUCUCGCUGUAGGAAAUUUCACACAAA